Sinocyclocheilus rhinocerous is the source of this 1654-nucleotide messenger RNA. RefSeq names its product GTP-binding protein Rab-3D-like. The record is from RefSeq and is a predicted model, not a curated record. Lineage: Eukaryota; Metazoa; Chordata; Actinopteri; Cypriniformes; Cyprinidae. Gene Ontology annotation, molecular function: GTP binding; GTPase activity. Bases 270 to 938 code for a protein of 222 amino acids. The transcript has 5 exons.
AUCUGGAAACAGCCAGCGCAGUUUCAGCACAAAUAAAUGGUCGACAGCCAGGUCGCUGCAGUCAUCAAGCGUCUGACUUUGCAACGCCCCUCUUUAGGGAAGGGAAUGGUCAGUUUUUAAGCCGAUAAGGCGAGUGGACCCUUUCCAGUGUGUUUUGCGGGAAAAGUGAAACUGCAUCUGCGAGGACUGGAUGUCCGAAACCAGCUGAGGAAAAGCGCAACAUCAAGUGCAUAGAAUAAAAUAACCACCUCUAAGAAGAGCCGGAUAAGAUGGCGUCGGCCAAUGAUACCCGUCAUCAGACGCAGGUGCAGAAGGAUGUAGCCGAUCAGAAUUUUGACUACAUGUUCAAGCUCCUCAUCAUUGGCAACAGCAGCGUUGGAAAAACUAGUUUUCUGUUCCGUUACGCUGACGACUCCUUCACCUCUGCGUUCGUCAGCACGGUCGGCAUCGACUUCAAAGUCAAAACUGUUUACCGCAAUGAGAAACGAGUCAAACUGCAAAUAUGGGACACAGCAGGGCAAGAGAGGUACCGCACUAUUACCACAGCGUACUACAGAGGGGCCAUGGGCUUCCUGCUAAUGUAUGACAUCACUAACCAAGAAUCCUUCUACGCUGUGCAAGACUGGGCGACUCAGAUUAAAACGUACUCAUGGGACAACGCUCAGGUGAUUCUGGUGGGGAACAAAUGUGAUCUGGAGGACGACAGACUGGUGUCCAGAGAGGACGGCCAGAGACUGGCUAAUGAGCUAGGCUUCCAGUUUUUCGAGGCCAGUGCAAAGGAUAACAUUAACGUCAAGCAGGUGUUUGAGCGGCUGGUUGACAUCAUCUGUGACAAAAUGAACGAGAGCUUGGAUGGAGACCCGAGCAUGUUAACCAAUCACAAAGGCCCGAGUCUGCAAGACACACCCCCUGAUGAACAGAGCGGCUGUGGAUGUUAAUUAUCAUCUCUCAACAAACACUCAUACUUGAAGGCAAACAUUCACACACAUGCACUCGCUCACUCCCUCUCUCUCUUACACACAUGUACACCAGAAGAGACUCUUUCACAAGUGUACUGCCAAUGUAUAGGAUGAAAUGCCAACCAAACAGUAAGAAUAUGGCAUAAGCCCCUUAAAAUGAAUCAUUUUAGUUACAUAAACAGGCCCCUCAGGGAUUGAAUGAAAUGGGAUGGGUUUAUCUCAGUGUGAUGUGUGGCUGCCAAUACACUGAACUGCGAUAUCAUGAUGAGAACAGCCGGGAAAAUACUGCAUGAAACUGCAGGAAUCAGAAAUUCACAUGCCAAAGUCUCAGCUUUUUAGGAAAGUUUCAAUCUACUCCAGUGUCUGUUUACAACAUGCGCAGAUAAAAUGCAUCUGGUUGUCAUUGUGCAGUAGCUUUGAAAUUUAUACUGAUUAUUUUAAUGGAUGCAAGAUGGAUGCAUGUUUUACUUCAAUAUAGGUGAUAAAACAUUUUAGGACUGCUCUGGAAGUAUCCAGUCCAUAUGAUUGUCAGUCUAGUUUUUGUUACUUGUUUCAAAGUAUGUCCUUAAUUCAGAUUAUAUUUGUCCUUGCCAUUUGCUUUGAACGCAAUAAAUUUGCUUCCCUGUGGACACUAAAGGAGUAUUAAUAUAAUGUAUAUAUUGUGUGUGUGUGUGUGUGUGUGUAUACUUAAAUUG